This is a messenger RNA of Hipposideros armiger (great roundleaf bat), 1128 nucleotides long. Its product is annotated as germ cell-less protein-like 1. NCBI's taxonomy places the organism in Eukaryota, Metazoa, Chordata, Mammalia, Chiroptera, Hipposideridae. Gene Ontology annotation, cellular component: nucleus. The coding region runs from base 1 to 1128 and encodes 375 amino acids. The record is from RefSeq and is a predicted model, not a curated record. The transcript has a single exon. Gene Ontology annotation, biological process: germ cell development. Gene Ontology annotation, molecular function: protein binding.
AUGAAUACUAUAGAGAUGCUGAUGCCUGACGAGAACAUUGAUCGUGACGCACUUCACGAGGUUUUAGGCCCCCUGUACCAAGACUCCGUGUUCAUCCCACCCAGCCGAGUCCUCUCCAUCCUGGCCACCGCCAGCAUGCUGCAGCUGGACAAACUAAUUCAGCACUGUGGGGAAGUCAUGAAGGAGACUGUUAGCGCCCAGACCGUGUGCAGCUACUACUACUCUGCUGAGAGCUACGGCCUCCCAAACGUCAGGACCAUGUGCUUCCAGUGGCUGCUGGACAACCUGAUGACCCAGCCUAAUGAGCAGCUAUUGCGAGACGUGAGCCUGGAUCUCAUGAAAGAGCUCAUCGCAUCUUCAGAGCUCCUCGUGAUGGAGAUGGAGAUGGACGUGUACACCAAGCUGAAAAAGUGGAUGUUCCUGCAACUGCAGCCCACAUGGAGGGGUUCCUGCAGAGCCUUAUUGCCAGACACCAACUUGUGGUUUGACAGGUCCAAGAGGGAGUCGGGGGGCACCGCUUUCCUGGAGACCCAGCAGGGCAGAGCCUUCGUGCCAGUGUUCCAGCAGCUGCGUCUGGCCUACAUAAUCUGCAACCUGUCAUCAGCACGCACCAUCGACCACGAUGCAGUGAUCCCUGCCACUUGGCUAAACCCAAUGUACAAAGAUCAGUGGCUUGCCCUCCUCCAAGCUGCGCAAACCAGGUAUCUCCAGAUCUUUGACAUCAAUGUGUCUGGCCUCCAUCAGAACCGCAUGCGCUGUGGGGCCAAGAUCUGCAGGGAUGAGAUGUGCAGCUGGCGUUGGACUGGCUUGAACUUUGGCUGGGACCUGGUGGUGUCCUACACCAACUGGUGCAUCAUUUGCCGGCGCAGCGUGCUGAACACAUGCGGCAGCCUCAGGGUCAGCCUACUCUGCCAGAGAAAGAUUGCAUUCCGCCUGAGCUUGGCUUCCUUGGACAGGGCUGGAAAUGCCGUUUUCAGGAAGGACACAGAAUACCAGAUCCUUGCCCUGAAAAAGGACCAGGAGCUAGUGGUAGUGGACCUGGAGAACCAAGAUGUGGCCUUCCCCAUGUAUGUGGCCUGUAACUUCCUGUGCCUCCGCAGAAGGGGCACGGCCCACAGUGAGGACUAG